UGCAGCUCCCUAGGUCUAUUACGACCUUCGUACGCAUUGGACACGGAAGCCCUCAAAAUCCUCAACCGGACACCAUAUUACACAUUACAACAACACAAUCUAGCCGUUAGUGGUCUUCCAAUGUCUAAUAAGCGGAGUUCUUCUGACGACUUGGACGUCUCGGUUGUCACACCGAAACGCAAGAUGCUUCAGACAACCCUUACGUCGUCCACAGCAAAACCGGAGGUUGAUUGCUGGAGAAUUUCUUCCUCAUUGCUUAUCUACACGCAUCCGGAUUGUAUCCCGAGUUCAAAGAUACUUGCGCUUGACAUGGAUGGGACCAUUAUCACCACAGCAUCGGGUAGAACAUUUCCGAAAGACUGUAAUGACUGGAAGUACUGUUUAAUCAUGAGAAAAAAAUUAGAAGAAUAUCACUGCAAAAGCUACAAGCUGGUCAUAAUGUCUAACCAGUCAGGUGUCACCAAAGGUCAUCAAGAUGUGUCAUCAUUUCAGAUAAAAGUUGAAAACAUAGUCAGCAAGAUAGGCUUACCUUUACAGUGCUUCUACUCCAUUCUUCCCGACCGAAAUCGAAAGCCUCUUACCGGCAUGUGGGCUGAGCUAGAGACCGGUUGUAACGGUGGUGUCCCCAUAAGCAAGAAGGAUUCUCUCUACUGCGGCGAUGCUGCCGGGCGUCCUGCCGAGGGCUCAAGGCGGAAAGAUCAUUCGUGCGUGGAUCGUUUGUUCGCUUUAAAUUUGGGUCUGCCCUUCCUCACUCCGGAAGAACUUUGGUUUGGACAGAAUGGAACUGGAAAUUUUUCCCUACCUGCUUUCAACCCCAACACUUUGUUGCAACACGUGCAACCGGAACUCCCUUUAUUCACACAGCCUGCGAAAACUGAGUUGAUUGUUAUGGUCGGCUAUCCGGCUUCUGGGAAAUCGUAUUUCUGUCGGACAGUGUUGGCGCCUUUGGGGUAUCGGAUUGUUAGUCGAGAUAUCCUUGGCACAUGGCAAAAAUGUGUGAAAUCUUGCUCGGAUAGUCUAUCCGAGGGAGUAUCCGUCGUCGUGGACAACACCAACUUAGAUGUUGAGUCACGCUCCAGAUACAUCAAAGUGGGUAGAGAGGUUAACGUUCCGGUCCGAUGUUUUAUGAUGCAAACCGACGUCGAUCACUCCCGACAUAAUGAACGAUUUCGUUACCUCACUGAUCCGGCCCAUCCACAUGUCAACCAAAUGGCUUUCAAUAUGUUAAAAUCCAAGUACACUCCGCCCGCACUGAAGGAAGGCUUCACUGAGCUGCUCUCGAUACCGUUCAUUUUGGAUAGAAACCAUAAGGAUAUCUCGCUGUACUGUAUGCACUUGUUGGAAAGGUAGCUAAUACGAUUUGUGACACUAUUACUCUUUUACACACACACACAUUAUUUUGGUGUUUUUCACUCGAGAUGCCAUCGUUGCUACCGGUUCAUUCUCUGGCUUCAUUUUAAACUAGAUGAUUUCUAACAAUAAAAACUUCUCCCAUGCCUUGUUUUUGUUCCCUGUUCUCCAUUUGGUUCUCCUUUCGUUCCUGUUUGUUUCACCUUGUCAUCUACUCACUGAUUUCAACUUGAACGCUUCUCUGUGUGGUUCCGAAUACUCCUCGGCAGGUGUUCAACUCCCUUAACCAUCUACUAGCUCAUGAUACUUAACGAUUGUGCCAAUUAGAACUGAUGUUACUCCCACUACUCCUCGAAUGGACGUCUUUAGUUAUGAAAGAAAAUGUCACACUGUUUGAAAUGCAUCCGGACCUCAAUCCCCUAGCUUGUAGUUUACAUUUCAUUUUGUGGGGUUUCAUAUACGGUCGCGUUAACGCACCUUACGAUGAGUGAUUCAUUAUACAUUCUCUCUUUUUU
Molecule: messenger RNA, 1865 nt
Organism: Dicrocoelium dendriticum
Lineage: Eukaryota; Metazoa; Platyhelminthes; Trematoda; Plagiorchiida; Dicrocoeliidae
Source: the annotation of a GenBank genome assembly